Messenger RNA from Saccostrea echinata, 318 nucleotides. Its product is annotated as polyribonucleotide nucleotidyltransferase 1, mitochondrial-like. The transcript has 3 exons. Lineage: Eukaryota; Metazoa; Mollusca; Bivalvia; Ostreida; Ostreidae. The record is from RefSeq and is a predicted model, not a curated record. The coding region runs from base 1 to 318 and encodes 105 amino acids.
AUGCUGGAGGGAGGAUCCAACUCAGUGGAUUACAAUUUGUUUAAGGAAGCCAUUAAAGUUGGUUACGAAGAGUCUUUUAAUAUCAUCGAAAGUAUAGAGGAUCUGAGAAAUUCAGCCAGUGAAAAUAAGUAUAUUCCUAAACGUCUGCCUCCAAGAUUUCAGGUUACAGAAAUUCAGGAUGCUGUGUACAGGUUGUGCAACACAAAGUUGACAGUGGUGUUUAUGGAUUACAACCAUGGCAAGUUUUCAAGAGAUUCAGCUGUGAAACUUAUUGUCAGUGGUGUGAUGAAUGAAUUACAAGAGGCCCAUGGGCCUUGA